AUGCAGUCUCCACCCGCCGACUCUGCGGUAAAGACCCGCGCGCGGACUGUGAGCUCAGACCACGUCCGGCCUACCAUCGUGCUGAACGUUCCAGGUGUCCGCUUGGCUGUGCUCCCCAGCACGAGUGACUCGCUGUUACAUCUAGACAUUGCCCUCAGCUCGGCUGCAUCGCUCUUGCUCGCCACGUACAUUGUGUGCGUGCUCGCGUGGAAUGUCGUCUCGGUCGCUCUCGCAAUGCUAGCACAGGCUGCAGCGCUCGCACUUAUCAGUUUCUACACCUAUACAGGCCUCGCUGUGUUGUCCAUGGACACGGUCGAGUUGAACACUCGUCAAGUCGACGAUACUUUCGAGCUGGAAACGAAGGAAUCUCCAGCUACUGUGGUGGUAGCCCCAACGCUUCCGCUGCUAUGCAUUGACGGUGCCUCGAACUUGCUUAAACGCACUGGUGCCAUCAAGUCGAAUCCCGUGACCACUAUCGCGAAAAAGGAGGUUCAAACACGCCUGACUGGACGUCACGUUCAGGCACGUGUGGACAGGACCCAUCUGCUGGUCAACGUGGUGCCAGGCGAUUCGCGCCGUCGUGUGGAUAUGGACCUGGCCAAGGCAAACAUCCGGAUCGGCAAGGCAUUUGUGCAGACAACGCCUGGCACGCGUCAGGCGCGCGACAUUUAUGUCGUGCGUGUGGACUGCGGUGCGCAAUCGGCUGCGGUGGAGAAGCAUAUGAACCCUGUGAUUAUGUGGGACGUGACGGCUACGUUUGAGGAAUUCAAGCAACUCGAGCGCGACUUGCAGAAGGAACUCAAGGCCAAGAAACAGUCGCAUGAAGCGAAGGUGCCUCAUUUGUCCCGCGGGAAAAUGUUUUUCGUCGAGCGCGAGCUCACGGUUACUGUGCUGGAUGCUCGUCGAGUGCGUCUACAGGCGUUCAUUGAUGUCGUGCGCUCUGACCCGGUGCUAUCGACCAUGGGGUGUUUGCGCAAAUUCUGCCAAGCUUACUAA
Messenger RNA from Peronospora matthiolae, 996 nucleotides. NCBI's taxonomy places the organism in Eukaryota, Oomycota, Peronosporomycetes, Peronosporales, Peronosporaceae. The record is from the annotation of a GenBank genome assembly.